CGAUCUUCUUCCAUCUCCACUCAACCACAUAGAUUCAGAGGCGAAACUGUCGCGUCUAUAUAUUGCAUUUAGCUACCCCUUGAUGAUCACACAAUUCCAUGAUAUACUUAUGCUCUUUUCAGGCUUGGAAAAAAUGGAUCAAUAACCCAACCCACUUAUCGUUGGAGGCGUUCAAAACUGCCUAAACCGGCCGUGCCAAGACGGCCGGAGCAAAUGAAACGCUAUUCUGAUCCUUCUGGCUGAUUGCAGCACGUAUAAGGGGAUUAUCCAUCGCCAAUGCAGCACCGCCAAGACCUCCGCCAUGAAAUUAUCGAAAGUACUCCGCCAUCGAGUGGUGUGGUGUCCACAGACCCAACACCAAUUUAUGGGGAUGAAGGAGCGCCAAAACAAUAUCGGUUGGUGCGGACACAUGUCAGAGAUGUUCUUUUUUGCCAGGUAAGUUUCUCUCUAUCCCCGGCUGACUCGGCGAAUUGAGGUCCAUGGAGUCAACGAAAGAAAACCAGCAAGAGGCCCGUAUGAGGCAUACGAGCAGUGGCUAUAGCACACCCGGUCCACUCCAAGACGGUGUUGGCGCCAAUGAACUAUGCUGGCUCCGAAGCUGACAGCACCUUCUUCGCACUGGCGUUGGACCCCUAGAUAAUCUACCCGCUGGAGUACCCCAGGUGGAAUGGGGGGAUCAUCGAUGUGGGGGCUGCCUGGGAACAGCGGCGUUAGGUAGGAGGGUUACCGAUGCACCCUCCCUCACCAGGCUGGCUCCUGGAGGCGGCUCCUGGUGGAUGUGGAAUCUCCCCUACCUACUUUCCAUUCCUCUCCUUUCUCUCUCUUCUUUCUUCCCUUGUCCUACUGAUCGCACCUGUUUUGGAGCGAACAGUCAAGCCACGAACGAGGGACGAUAUGUCGCCCGCCACCACGCCAACAGCUCUACUUUGGACUUUACCUCUGGUCCUCGUCCAUGCCGCCUCCAAAUUUUCCUUCCCCUCGGCCGCCCGUGGCCUCCUCUCCUUCGCCGUCCCCAGCGUCCUCUCUCCCAGUCCCGCCAAACCCGUCUCGUUGCGCCCUAUAGACCCACAAAUAGCCGCCCAGCGCGCAAGCACCGACUGCCUCGAUGGCCUUCGAGGGGUGGCAGCCUUUGCUGUCAUGAUCUUUCACUACAGUUCAUUCGCCUAUCCCAAUAUCCGAACCGCGUAUGGCUACAACGGCAACACAAACCUCUUGAAGCUGCCGUUUGUGAAGAUAUGGUACAGCGGUGGCUUCAUGGUCUUUCUCUUCUUCGUCAUCUCCGGAUAUGUGCUCUCAGCCCGAGCCGUUCGGCUUAUGCUUCGACGAGACCGUGAUCGGAUCCUUCCAGUCCUAUCCAGCAUGACCUUUCGCCGAGUUGUGCGUCUCGGCCUGCCGAGUCUCGUCAUGUCCUUCAUCAGCUUUCUGUGCCAGCGCGCCCAGUUACUCGAUAAACCGUGGCCACACUAUGUUCCAGGACUGUGGGGUGAUAUCAGGUUCUAUUUUGAGAAUCUCCGCGACCUCUUCACGUUCUACAACUGGAACCAGUUCCAUAUCUACUACCUGCCGCCGCUGUGGACAAUUGCCGUCGAGUUCCGCUGCUCGAUGAUCCUUUUCCUCCUUCUCUUGGGAAUUGCGCGUUGCCGGACAGGCCCGCGGCUGCUCAUUGAGGCGCUUGUCUUCGUUGACACGAUGCUACAUGACCGCUGGGACCUGGGCUGUUUCGUUCUCGGCCUCCUCGCUGCUGAGAUCCACGUCGGCACGCAAGAAGCCGCAUCGCAACGCAGCAAAGAGGAGGGUCUCCUGCAUAAUGCGGACGCUACCGACUCCUCUUUUCAAUACGACGACGGUAGAAAUGGAAACGCUACCAAUCAACGCCGCCGCCGCAUCCUCAAAAAGUUGGGCCUCUGGGCUUGCUUCAUUGCAGGCAUGUACCUGGGCUCCGUGCCCACAGAGCACACCUGCGAAACACCAGGCUAUGCCACGCUCUGCAAGCUCACCUGGCAUGGGGAGAAGUGGCGCUACAUCGCAUUGCCUGGCAGUUUCCUUAUCAUUGUCGGGAUUUUGUAUCUGCCUAUUCUACAACGCCCGUUAGUCGCCCCGGCGGCACGCUAUCUGGGUCGCGUGAGCUAUGCUCUAUAUCUCGUUCACGAACUUGUUAAUAUGCUUAUUGGGAAGGGAAUUAGAAACGCGGGAUGGGCGCUUCUUGGAAAAACUGGAGUGAUGUACCAUUUUGGAUAUGUAUUUGGACUGGUGUUCUACGUGUCGCUAAGCUUAUGGCUCGCCGACAUGUUCAUGAGGGCUGUGGAUAUGCCCUCCACGAAUCUGGCCAGGUGGCUGGAGGAGAAAUGUGUUGAUAAGUCGUAAUUGUCAAUUACCCCAUGGCGUUUGGAACGGUUUAUUGCACAGUGCGUAACCCAUAUAGAUACCUCAUUUAACAAACAGCAUAAUUUAGACUUUCAUAUACAUAUUUAGUGUCAUCUGGCUUUAGGGAGGGGGCAUUGCGAUGCUCGAGUCGCGGGAGAAUGUGUCGUUCUGUUCAAUGCUCACGGGCGAUUGAGACAACCAUCAAUAUUUGUGACACACAGUAAGUCAAUCAACGUCGCAGCUUUGGUGGGUGUGGUGUUGGCCGCCUCUCAUAAGGAGAUGACAGGCCGAGACGCUAUUAUCUAAAUUUAUGGCUAUCAAGUCUCGGCUUGUUACUUGGCACUUCGGCAACUAUGGGAAACAAUCGUUUUCAAUCCCUUCAAUGGCUAAAUCGACUUAAAUAUGCUUUUAUCCUCGAUCAUGUCUCCUGCUGUAUAUCCAAAUGCCACCAAAUAUGUCAAGCCUCAGUUGGCGGCCUUUCGGCUUUACACCGCUCACAUUCGCACUCCAUUCCCAACCAGGGCAAUAGGCUCUCUUGCCUCUCCGCAUAGUCCAUCGUCAACGGCCUUAUAUACGAGAUAAAUAGC
Pseudogymnoascus verrucosus is the source of this 2951-nucleotide messenger RNA. RefSeq lists its product as uncharacterized. The record is from RefSeq and is a predicted model, not a curated record. Gene Ontology annotation, cellular component: membrane. Gene Ontology annotation, molecular function: acyltransferase activity, transferring groups other than amino-acyl groups. The coding region runs from base 730 to 2364 and encodes 544 amino acids. NCBI's taxonomy places the organism in Eukaryota, Fungi, Ascomycota, Leotiomycetes, Thelebolales, Thelebolaceae. The transcript has a single exon. Gene Ontology annotation, biological process: polysaccharide biosynthetic process.